GAAACAAAUCAAAUGUUGAUAUAUAAUUAAAGGGUAUUGCUGCUUCUGGUAAGUAAGACCAAAUGCAAUUCCAAGGCAUGUGGGGAGUUUGAUAUACAUUACAUUAUAACCCAUUUCCUUACCAAACGCAAAAGUCACGUGCCACCCAGCCCUCCUCCCAAGUGGGUGUGCCUAGCCUUUUUUUUGGAUAUCCGCGUGACAUUCACCGGCCUUUCUCUCUACACCCCCACUCUCUCUCCUAUUAAACCGACGGCACCAUCCUUUAAAUAGCUUGUCUACCACCGCCUGCGGUUCUGUCAUAAGCUGCUUAUUGUUCCUUUUUAACUCUUUCAGGAAGCUAACGAUGGUGUCUGUACAAGAUGUUCGCAGGACUCAACGGGCUGAAGGCCCUGCAACAGUCUUGGCUAUUGGCACUGUCACACCUACAAACUCUGUCGAUCAGAGUACAUACCCGGAUUAUUACUUCCGUGUAACAAACAGUGAACACAAGACCGAACUUAAAGAAAAGUUCAAGCGCAUGUGUGAUAAAUCAAUGAUAAAGAAGCGUUAUAUGCACUUGACUGAGGAGAUGUUGAAAGAAAAUCCAAAUAUUUGUGCGUACAUGGCUCCUUCAUUGGACGCAAGACAGGAUAUAGUAGUUGUCGAAGUACCUAAACUAGGAAAAGAGGCAGCUGUUAAGGCUAUUAAGGAAUGGGGCCAGCCCAAAUCAAAAAUUACCCACUUGGUCUUUUGUACCACUAGUGGAGUGGAUAUGCCAGGGGCCGACUAUCAGCUCACUAAACUAUUGGGCCUACGCCCAUCUAUCAAAAGGCUCAUGAUGUACCAACAGGGUUGUUUCGCCGGAGGCACUGUGCUCCGCCUAGCCAAAGACCUAGCCGAAAACAACAAAGGUGCCCGAGUCCUCGUCGUCUGCUCGGAGUUAACCGCCGUGACAUUUCGUGGGCCUAGUGACACGCACCUCGAUAGCCUUGUGGGCCAAGCUUUGUUUGGUGAUGGGGCGGCUGCUGUUAUAGUGGGCUCAGACCCAGUGCCUAACGUCGAGAAACCCUUGUAUGAACUAGUCUUUACGGCCCAAACCAUACUUCCGGACAGUGAUGGGGCGAUCGACGGGCAUCUCCGUGAAGUGGGCCUUACGUUCCACCUCCUGAAGGAUGUUCCUGGACUGAUCUCCAAGAAUAUUGAGAAAAGCCUUGUUGAGGCAUUCCAGCCCUUGGGCAUUUCAGAUUGGAACUCCAUAUUUUGGAUUGCACAUCCAGGUGGACCUGCAAUUCUUGAUCAAGUAGAAGCUAAACUUGGGCUUGAGCCCAAUAAAUUACAGGCCACAAGACACAUACUUUCUGAGUUUGGUAACAUGUCCAGUGCCUGUGUCUUGUUCAUCAUGGACUACAUGAGAAAAAAGUCAGCCGAGGAUGGGCUUGAGUCUACUGGAGAAGGCUUAGAGUGGGGUGUUCUUUUUGGUUUUGGGCCUGGGCUCACUGUCGAGACUGUUGUACUCCACAGUGUGGCUAAUUACUAGUAAUUAGUCCAUAUUUCCACUUCUUUCUUCUUGUUAUUCGUUUUGUUAAUUUCCUGUGAAAUCCGAUUACACUUUCAAUUGUUUGGUAUUUGCUUGUAACCCGUGUCAUGUUAUUUUAUAAAUAAUAGAAUGUGAAAGUAAAUUAUUUCCUUAA
This is a messenger RNA of Ricinus communis (castor bean), 1670 nucleotides long. RefSeq names its product chalcone synthase 1. Gene Ontology annotation, molecular function: acyltransferase activity, transferring groups other than amino-acyl groups. The transcript has 2 exons. The record is from RefSeq and is a predicted model, not a curated record. Bases 344 to 1516 code for a protein of 390 amino acids. NCBI's taxonomy places the organism in Eukaryota, Viridiplantae, Streptophyta, Magnoliopsida, Malpighiales, Euphorbiaceae. Gene Ontology annotation, biological process: polyketide biosynthetic process.